Cokeromyces recurvatus is the source of this 1123-nucleotide messenger RNA. RefSeq lists its product as uncharacterized. The transcript has 5 exons. Bases 84 to 1037 code for a protein of 317 amino acids. NCBI's taxonomy places the organism in Eukaryota, Fungi, Mucoromycota, Mucoromycetes, Mucorales, Mucoraceae. The record is from RefSeq and is a predicted model, not a curated record.
UCUACUAUUUAUUUAUUUUAAAGGUUAUUUUUCUUUUUUUUUUUCAAGUUGCUCCUCUUUUAUUAAUUUCUACUAUUGUGUAUAUGGCUGUAUCCUAUAAUAAAACCGUUAACUUUCCUUUUGUGAAAUGUUAUAAUUGUCAAUCAUCUGUACGAAUUAAUCAAUUAUCGUCUCAUGUUUGUCUAUCGCUUGAAUCUAAUCGAAUUUCACAAGUAUCACACUAUAAUGAAAUAACCAAUGAGCGCCUUAGUUUACAAGAUAUAUUAAAUAUUCGAAGAAAUAAUAGUCGUUAUCAACCUAAUUUUAAUCGUUGUUGUCGAUGCUAUCAUGGAAAUGCUACAAUUUCUAUAGCAACAAAACUAUAUCAUUCAUACUGUUUAAGUUGUUUCUAUUGCCGACUUCCCUUUUCAUUACCGUCGAAAAGAAAUGAAAUCAAACUAUCUGAAGGACAAGUGUAUUGCACUCAGCAUUAUGAAGUAGCUAUCAAUCGACCCAUUUGUGCAACCUGUAAAAAACCAAUAAAUGCAUCUACAAGGCCUACAAUAGCUUUUAAUAACCUUUAUUUUCAUCCAGAACAUAUUCGCUGUUAUUACUGUCAUAAAGCUGUAGAUCCAAUCACAACCGGGGUUCAAGAAAGAAAGGGUAAAAUCUAUUGUCAAACAGACUAUAAUCAAUUAUUUUUACCUAGCUGUGAAUAUUGUCAUCAUGCUGUACAAAAGGAAGCCGUUGUAUCCACAGAUGGGAAAUUAAAAGGAAGUUGGCAUACGUAUUGUUUUAAAUGUCAAAUGUGUGGUAUACCUCUUUUAUCAAGCGAAAAUAAACAGCAGCAGCAACAGCAGCAGCAACAGCAACAAAAGCAGUAUCAGUUUUAUGUUUAUAAUAAUGCACCUUAUUGUCAGUUAGAUUAUCAUAAGCUAAACAAGUCAUUAUGUCAUGGAUGCUCUUUACCUAUCGAAGGCUAUUGUGCACAGACAGUUAACAAUGGCUGGCGUUUUCAUCCUGAUUGUGUUCUUUAUUUCUUUUUAAAAAAAAAAUAAUAGUAAUAGUAACACUACUGCUACUACUACUACUACUUAAUAUGAAUAUUUCAAUGAGUCUCUAUUUUAUAUAAUGUAACAAGGAU